Messenger RNA from Phasianus colchicus (ring-necked pheasant), 4977 nucleotides. It is a transcript of the gene STIL, whose product is annotated as STIL centriolar assembly protein. The record is from RefSeq and is a predicted model, not a curated record. Gene Ontology annotation, biological process: mitotic spindle organization; smoothened signaling pathway; microtubule organizing center organization. Lineage: Eukaryota; Metazoa; Chordata; Aves; Galliformes; Phasianidae. Gene Ontology annotation, cellular component: microtubule organizing center.
CCCCCCGCGCCUGGAGGCAGGCAGCCGGGAUGGGGCGGGCCGCCUCGCUUCUUAGGAUCCGACUCCGCUCCUCUAGGCCCGGCCCAGUGAUGGCGGCGCCCCGUGCUGCCAUAGCAACGCCGUCGCGCCGGACUACGCAUGCGCGCACUCCGCCUCCUUGGACCGUUUAUUGGAAUGGGGCCGUUUUUAAACCCCCCUGCGCGCGCGCUGGCGGUUCGUUCCCCGGGGUGUGCUCCGAUUGGUAGAGAGAGUCAUCCCUGUUGCGCGCCGAUUGGCUCGGAGCGAACAGCGGGGGCGGGAGCACGUCUGGUUCUGCCUUGUGAUUGGCUGGCGGCAGUUGGCGGCGCGGAGCGAGGGGUUUGUGCGAACGGCGGGAGGUUUAUUCCUGAUAGGAUGGUCCCUUUCAGUUUCCCUCUGUCAAAGUAUGCUCUUUGGGACCCAGUUCCCAUGGGUGAUGUCAUUGGUUCACAUAUUGCCUAUUACAGAAAUCCAAAGUUGUCUAUGAUGGAGAAACCCCUGCGACUUGCUUAUCGCCACGCUAAGCAGAGCGACAAAAAAUUAUUUGCCUGUUUUUUGCUUGGGACUCUCACAGUAGAUGAAGAUGGGGAAGGCAUAACGCUAACAAUAGACCGGUUUGAUCCUGGACGAGAAGUUGCCAGCGGAUCGGGCAAGGUUCCAACUGCAUCUCUUCCUGGAGACUUCUUGAUUACAUGUACAGUUAGUGCGUGGGGACCUUCUUCAGACAGCAUUAUAGUGCACAGUGCUGAAGACAUCAGCUUGGCUUUCAAGGAUUUGCGGGACAGCCUGUGCAGUAAAGAUUCACUGGAUCUUUCUAAACUGCUCACUGUCAGAGCUCACAUUGUUUUCACAGAAAACCUGGAUAAUCUAAACUUUAGUUUUCACUGGGCUUCUGUUACAGCAGCAAAUAUUUUGGAAUAUACACCAGUGAAGUCUGUCCCAAUUAUUCCCACAGCCCUAGCAAGGAAUUUGAACAGCCCUAUGAAUAUUGCACAAGUUCAAGGAACUUAUAAGUGUGGCUACCUUACUAUGGACCAGACACGAAAGCUACUUUUGCUGCUUGAGUCUGAUCCAAAGGCAUAUGCUCUGCCAUUAGUUGGAGUUUGGAUGAGUGGAGUUACUCAUAUCUAUAGUCCUCAAGUCUGGGCCUGUUGCCUGCGAUAUUUAUUCAGUUCUUCAAUUCAAGAAAGGGUUUUCUCAGAAUCUGGAAGUUUUCUUAUUGUGCUUUAUUCAUUGACACACAAAGAACCAGAAUUUUAUGAAUGUGGUCAUUGCAGAGGGCAGACUGAAUUAGGGUUCCAGCUCUUAACUUGCAACGAAACAGUACACCUCUUCAAAAACAUUGAACCUUCAGACAAGAGCCCUAUCCAGUUUGUAUUGAGUGCAGAGAAACAAAAUGCAGAAACAGAGUUCUUCAGCAGAAUCUGCAAGAAACUUCCUACUAAAAGUCCUCUUCAUGGUUGUUCACCCGGUAAGCUGUCAGCAAGUGAUCAUGACUCUGGUGUAGAAGAUGAGGAUUUGUCCCCAAGGCCAAUUCCAAGUCCUCACCCAGUGAGUCAAGAGGUUACCAGGAUCUUUCCAUCAGUUCCUGAACUGUCCCUUGUUUUGGAUGGGAGCUUUGUGGAAUCAGGACAACUGCCUAAGCCUGCAGGGACUUCAAAUGCUAAAAGUCUUCCUCAAGUGCUACAUCAAUCUGUUAAAAAGAAAUGCUACUUAGGAUCUGUUUAUUAUCCCACCCACUGCUCUGAAGACAAACAAAACUUUUCUGCUAGUAUCGGAGAUCCUUCUUUGAGGCAAUUACCAAACCAUUUAAACCAGAAAAUUCCAACUUCAAGGUCUUCCUGGGGAAAGCAGGCUCUAAUACAGCAACAGUUGCACUGUAAGAAAUCUUGUCCGCAAUCAAGAAAAAGUUCUGGAUCAUCUUCUCCUUCAACCCCUUGCACUGAACCUUCCCCAGAUACAUCUGUGCAUCAACCCAGAAGGCCACCACAAAGACUUGUACUAAAUCCUGAGGGAGCUGCACAGCAGGGAGAACUUCUGGUUCGAAAAACCUCAGUAUCUGACUCCAAGCAGCUUCCUGCUGUUACACAGCCAGUUCUCUACAACUCCUCUACUUUUUCAAUGCAGAGCUGCAGAAGACCACCAGAACUGCAGGUGCCAGUUCAUGUUCCGCCUUGCUGUCCAGCCAGUGCAUGCAACUGUCAGUUUCCUGCUUCAGUCCAAUAUAAUUCAAUAAUCUCGUGGCAAGGAGUUGGUGAAAUGAACCCCAAACAUGGAACAGAAGUUCAAUCAGAGAUAGCUCAACAGAACCCAUGCACAAUGUUCCAUCAGAACACCAUUUGUCCAAAUCUUUGCUGCAGUUAUACAACAAGUAGCCCUAUAAGUAUGGGGUAUCGUGGGAAAAUGGGGAGCUGUUCUCUUGAAAAUAGCUUGUCACCUGGAAUAAGACUGCCUUCAAGUGCAAGCCCCUCUAGUCCCCAGUGCUGUGGUGCUCACUCACCUUGUUUGCACACGCCUGCUUCUACAACAGGAUCAGAUAAUGGGAUGAUGGGAUUAUCUCCAGAUGCUUACCGGGUUCUUACAGAACAAGAUAGGCAACUCAAAUUACUUCAAGCUCAGAUCCAACGCUUAUUGGAAGCACAGGCUCAUCAGGUUUCUUCCUCUGAAGCAGCCACAGCUAGCAGUGCUCUGCAGCCUGAGAAGCAAGGGGAACCUGUUACUAUGGAAACACAGUCCUCACCAAGCUUACCCCUGAGGAAGAGUGUGAGCAUUGCUGUGAGCACAGGUGCUAGCUUAUUCUGGAAUACAUCCUCAGAAAAACAAGAUGACACCAUACCACAGGGAAAGAAAGAGGAUGCAGAGAUUUCUAAGGAAGAUAUAAGCAUUUCAAUUAAUGCUGAACAAGAUGCAAGUAACACCAGUAUUGCUUCUUCCUUAAAGGUUGUUGACAUGCCCAGCUUUGUAGACAGUAUUCGUCUUGUGGAAGAAGGAACUCAUCAGAAUACUCUCCAAACUGGAAAUGUCUCCCAAGCACUUGUUCACAGUUCAUCCUUAGAGGAAAGUGCUAGCAUGUGCUUACAGGAAGAACCAACAGAGGGAGCCAGCAGCCACGUGGUGGCAACAAGUGAGCAAAACCUGGAGCCAGCCAUCUCCGUGCUGGCCCGGCAUCUGUCAGAGGAUCAGAAACUUUAUCAGGAUUUGCUGGGCCAAGUAAACCAUCUCUUAAAGUCUUCAGAAGAACAAGAUCACUUUCCUGUAAAAGCAGGAUUUGUUAAUGAUGAUGAUGCAAAGUAUCAAAGUAUCAGUGAUAGAACAGAAAGGGAUUCGGGGACUGACACAGAAGUGGUGGAUAAAGAGAGUGUGAUUAGUGCUACACUCAAACAGCUGAGAAGUUUUGGAGUGACAAUUGAGUCACCCAGCAGAAUGAAGAAAAAUACACACAAAGUGGAGAAUGCCAGCAUUUUAGCAUGCAUAAAUCCUGAAGCAGUGGUUCCUGGACUAAAUUACAUGUCGUUUGCCAAUGUUAGCAUGUGUGGCUUAACUCCUAAUGUAGCUGAUCUCAGCAUGGAAGCAAAUGCUAUAGCACUCAAGUAUCUCAGUGAAAAUCAGUUAUCUAGGCUUUCUCUCAGUCGCUCGGGCCAAAAUCUUCCUACUGAUUGCUGUUUCCAAGACAUCUUGCAUUCAAAUGUGGAAAAGAGCAUGGUGGGUCUUAGCUUGAUUUCACCCAACAAUAUGUCAUUUGCAACCAAGAAGUACAUGAAACGGUAUGGACUGAUACAGGGAGGGGACAGUAGUGAAGAUGAAGAGGAACUGCAUGUUCAAGAUGGCAAUUACGGCACUGUCGAAAGUGAAAGUGUGCUGCACAAAAACUUUACCCCUCUGUUGGAUGGCUUAAACCACAGGACUGAAUUAUCCAAAAGAGCUGAUGAAGGAACCCCCAUUCAUCUGAAAAGUCCCAGCAGAGAGUUGACUGCUAAUGCUUUUCUGCCAGAAUUGAACAGCCCUAUAUUAAGAAACAUUACAAAUGAAAUCUUUCUUCCCAGAACAGAACAAGCAAAUGAAAACUCAGUUCAGAUUUUAAAGGAUUUGAAGUCAAAGCACAAAUUGUUACCUGGGAAGGUUGAAUUCACCGAACAACCUGGCAGGAAAGGUGGAGGAGAUAUUCAGGUAUUUGCUGGAAAUCUGCAUGCUCCAGCCCUUGGAACAUUAAGCCAGUCAAACAGUGUGAAUUCUGUUGGCACCAUUCUUGAUGUGAAGCAACUCAGGCAGCUGCCGAAGUUGUUCUGAGCAUCUCCCCAGAUAAGUAGCAGAUACUGUUUCAAAUCUAGAAGGGACCCCUUUGUAAAAGACUACAGGAAACCAAGGAUUAAGUUAUCUUUUUAUGAGGUCACUUUAUUGUAGCAACAUAAAGCUUGCAAAACUGAGCUUUUGGUUCAGGUUGGUGACAGCCACUUCCAGGUGUCUGCAGUAUGUUUGCACUUUUGUUUACAGUUAAACAUGAUUUUGAAGUAUCUAAAAGAUGAAUUGACUUGAACCCAAGAUGUCCUCUUUGCUCAGCUAUAAUAAUGCUGCUUGUUUUUACAUGCUUUUUAAUUGACUUUUUUUUAAACAGUGACUUUUACUUGCUUGUGCCAACUGUGAAGCCAUAGAUCCUGUGUGGCAUAGCAGGGGUAAUGGAGCAAAAGUACCAAUUUCCAGAAGCUUUGUUUGGAUUGCUGUGUGGGGUUGUGUUGGGUGGGAAGGGCCAUGUAAUCGUGGCUUUACUGUGCUUAAAAUUACUUUGAUUUCAGGCAAGAUGACACAUGUAACAGACUGUAUCAUGGGAUCUUAUAAGGAAAUUGGAAAAACCAGCACUUUUAUCGUUCUUGUGAUUUUAUUUUGUAUGUUUUCUAUUUAUUAAAACGUACAUAUUGCUCAUGGAGGUCCAAGUUUUCAUUAAAAAAAUAACAAAUAAAACUA